ACCGGAAGUGCUGGUGCUCGGCCUUUUCCGUCUGGACUGGGCCUGCGAGCGGCUGGCGUGCUCCGGUCUGUCGGAGCUAACCGCUGCUUGGCGGGCCUCCGAGGCCCGGCACAAGCCCCAGCCGAGCGAAGAUGGUGGGCCGGAACAGUGCCAUCGCCGCGGGCGUGUGCGGUGCCCUUUUCAUCGGGUACUGCAUCUACUUUGACCGCAAAAGGCGGAGUGACCCCAACUUCAAGAACAGGCUUCGAGAACGAAGAAAGAAACAGAAACUUGCUAAGGAAAGAGCUGGGCUUUCCAAGUUGCCUGAUUUAAAAGAUGCUGAAGCUGUUCAAAAAUUCUUUCUUGAAGAGAUACAGCUUGGUGAAGAGUUGCUAGCACAAGGUGAAUAUGAGAAGGGUGUAGACCACCUGACAAAUGCAAUUGCUGUGUGUGGACAGCCUCAGCAGCUGCUGCAAGUGUUACAGCAGACUCUUCCGCCGCCAGUGUUCCAGAUGCUUCUGACCAAGCUUCCAACCAUUAGUCAGAGAAUUGUAAGUGCUCAGAGCUUGGCUGAAGAUGAUGUGGAAUGAGCCAGAUAUCAACACGAUAAAAUCUCAGUUAAAAAUGAUUUAACCAUUAGCUUGGAAGCUGAUCGGCUCUGGGGGAAUAAGGGCAAAUAUGCUUGUCAUGAACUGUCCUACACUGAAGUCUACCAAAGUGAAUGUGUACUUUGAGUAGAUCCAUUGUCUGUUCUAUUUAUUUUUUCCAGUGAAAAGUAUUUUGAUAGAACCUUUCAUUUUAUAAAUACACUGAGUUAACCAAAAUAUCAUGUAUUUCGUUUAUUCUUAAGACACGGAAUUCAGAUGUACAUACAGCAGAGUUAUUACUUGGGUAAAAACUCUCAGUGAUGAAUUUUUAAAGAUUGGAAGAGAGUAUGAAGGAUAGUUGAAUAAUGCCCAUUUUUAAACACUAAUACAUUUUACUGUAAAUCAUAAAAUUGGAUAGAAACUUGUUUGUGAAAACUGAGCAUUAAAAUCUUGCAGAGACGGUUUCUUUCUCUUUACUCUUGAACAUGUGAAGUGUGCCGUUGAACUCUUACGAUUCCGUUCUCUCCUAUGUUUCCUUAAAAGCUUCAGUCUAUAUCAGUGGCUUAAUGUCCUGGGCACUAACUCCAGUAUUUCAAGCACCUGGCUGCAGACAGCAUCAGGACUUUUACCUAGGUUUGCCUGCUCACUCUGCUCUUCACAGACUGAGAGGACCAGUCUGCUCAUCUCUUGUGUGGAAUUCAGUUUGUUCUGUUGAGCGUCUUCAGGACUAUAUCCAGCUGAUGGCCAGUGAUUACUUUAGAACAACCAGGCCUUGCACCUGUUUAUAUUCUGAGUUUGCAUGUUUGCCUGACUUGGUAUUCUCAAUUAAACCUCGAAGUGGAAUAACUUCUUUGUCAGUUGUUACUGGUGUGGAGUGUGUAAACUAACCAGAAACUUGUCAUUAAGGCAGUUGUGAAAGUAUUGAUUCCUUUUUGCUUUUAACAGUGUAUCUCUUCAGUCCUCCUGUGAAUUAAUUUAUCUUGUACAGUGACAGUGGAGUGUCAUCUUGACUGGAGACUGGCUGAAGCAGGUGGGACUCUCAGAUAGCGACACAUCACCUGGUGACAUGACAUGAAUUGUGAAGACCUUGUGGUCUGUGCUGGCAUCUAUUCACCGAGCAGCAUUUUCAUGGGGCAGCUCAUUUGCCUCCAUGCCCUAGACUUGUUUUGGCUUUGCUCGCCUUUUUCUGAUAAUAUAGUAGGAAGAAUCAGGCUUUACCUGCCUCUGGUUGGUGUGUGGAUAGCAGCUUUGAACAGCUUCCUCACAUAGGAAGCUUGCUCUGGCACACUUUGAGACCUUUUAUGGGCCCUUUCUAGGCCUUGAUCCUGAACCCUUAAACAGUACUUGUUAGGUAUGCAUGUUUGGGGGUGUGAUGCUACAGAUAAAGUAAAAAGGCUGGCUGAAUUUUGCUGUAGGCCUUCCAAUCUAAGCAUCAUAAUGGUGAUUAGUCAGAGACUGACUGCACUGCCAAGAGUCCUGAUGCAGCCCGGAUAUGGAUAAGGACCAGAGAGAGAAUGGAGAUAACAAAGUGAGUGGUGGGGCACUGCUUGGAGAGGUGUUCUGCAGUGUGCACUGCGUGGCCUGGCUCCUGGCUGAUUAGGACAAGACUUAAGUGGCAAGUGACAAAUGAACACUAGCUGUGUUUGUGGACGUCUACUUUCCUCCACAGAAACCAGUGCUGAACACUGUUUCUUCUCCCCUCAAGUUAAACAGAUGGAACCAGGAAGUCUUUGUGCUGGUCAGUUGAUGUCAGAAGGCAAGACUAACACUCAAGUAGUGUAAAAACAGCUUAAGUGUUGCCAGGGAUUGUUGGCAUGUUGCCUUGAGCAAAGGUGUACUGUUGGAUGCCACUGUUUUUCCUAAGUGAAAUCACUAUAAGUAGAGCUGCCUGGAAAUGUGCAAAUACCCUUAAUAGCAUAAUGAGCAUACUUGGGCAAAGUCCAGGUAUUGUGUUCCUUUUUAUCUCCAUCAAGUUUUGUAUUUCUACCAACCAUUGGCCACUUGCCUUCAUGUCCUUGAACCAACCUGUGGACCUUAGUAUCAAACUAAAUAUUAAUGCUGAAAACAUGGUGGGGAAUUUGGUGUAUGAUGUUGACAACAAAUCUGACCCAAAAAAUGAAGUGUUUAUUUCUUGUGCCUCAGCUCUAUUAAAGGGUUUGGAGAACA
This is a messenger RNA of Mesocricetus auratus (golden hamster), 2732 nucleotides long. It is a transcript of the gene Tomm20, whose product is annotated as translocase of outer mitochondrial membrane 20. The record is from RefSeq and is a predicted model, not a curated record. The coding region runs from base 132 to 569 and encodes 145 amino acids. Gene Ontology annotation, cellular component: mitochondrial outer membrane translocase complex; mitochondrial outer membrane. Lineage: Eukaryota; Metazoa; Chordata; Mammalia; Rodentia; Cricetidae. Gene Ontology annotation, biological process: tRNA import into mitochondrion; protein import into mitochondrial matrix; protein targeting. The transcript is spliced from 5 exons. Gene Ontology annotation, molecular function: transmembrane protein transporter activity.